Prorocentrum cordatum is the source of this 191-nucleotide messenger RNA. The record is from the annotation of a GenBank genome assembly. NCBI's taxonomy places the organism in Eukaryota, Dinophyceae, Prorocentrales, Prorocentraceae.
GACAAUCGUCCCUGCGGCGUUCAGCCAGCCCGUGUCGGUCGUCUUCAACAACAAAGCCAUGGUGUACAUUGGGGCCGGGCUGGUCGCCAUCAUCGGCACCUUGUCGCCUGUGGCCACGGCCCUCCUGUCUCGCGUGUUCGGGCGCAAGCUGGCCUACCUGUCCUGGCUGGGCGUCCUCGUGGCGUUCUUAG